AAAUGAAACAUUAUGGAAUCUUAAAAGGAGACCUAGGACUUCUGGGUUACAUUUGUCUGGGUACGUGAGGAAUCCCUCAACCAUUCCAACGGAACUGCCAUUUAAGGCCAUGCGCAAGCCCUAGGGGACAUACUGAAGAAGGAUGCGCCAUCCCGCUCUCUGUGAAAGCACAGAAGACACCAGACUGGUUCUCCCAGUCCUUUUAGGGGCUAGGUGUCGCCAGGGUGGUGGCACUGGUUUGUGUGUCACCACAAGACACCCUCACUACAUGCUGGAUGGAUAGGAGUGAAUGUUACUUCAUUGUCUGCCCACUACGUAUUUGUGUUCAAUGGCAACUCUCACAGCUUUUCAUUUUCAUUAUCUCCAGCACAGUAACAUUUACAUAUGUGAAAAUGGUGGAGUUCUACUUUUUGUAGAAAAAUAUAUUAUGUUAACACAUUCUACCCGAUGACAUUAAACAUUACAUUUGAAAAACAGUGAUUUUCAAACACUGAGAUUCAUGGUGACGUGGGGAGCAAGAAAAUGCCAUCCCUCUGGCUAGAAACUUGUGAAAGGAUUUUUUUAUUUUUAUAUAUAUAUAUAUAUAUAUAUAUAUAUUUUUUUUUUCCUAUAUUUUUUUAUCCUUUUAUCCUACCCUGUGUGUGUCACACAGUAGGUUUCCAUCCAUUUGGGGGCAGAAUUUGAUGCGGAUAUUCCAAAAUCCACAAAACGGACAGUGUGUGACGAUGUAAUGCACACAAUGUACUUUCUCUCUUACGUUCAUGUACCGGGAACAAUGUUGAAAGUUAAAUGUGUUUCCAUCACAUUUUCAACUGUCUCAAACUGUUGCGUUAAAUAGCAAAUGUCCCUACUCUGGUCAGAUACACUGUGUCGGGUUGGGCGUAAUCCAGAUUUUCACAGUCCUACUGUUUCUGUACCAUACCGGGGUAUACGGUAGUAACGGAGGUGCACACAAGGGGCGCAAAAUAUUUUUUAAAGUUUAAGUAGUUUGAUUUUUAUUUUAUUUUUUCCCGCACAACAAUUUAGGCAACAGGGAUGUUGAUUACGGAAAAGAUUGAAUGUCUGUGCUAUAAACCAGAACCGUGAUCUUUACAUCUAGCCGCCAGAUGUCAAGUUAGCAAACCAAAUGCAUAACUGGAGCCCGUAGCUUUCUAAUAGUUGUUGUUAUAAGCAGGGGCGUAGCGUGCACCCUCGUACACAUGAUAAACAUUUAAACAAUGUGUGCGGGUGCGUGCUAUGCCCCUGUUUUAAAACGAAAUCUAAGAUGUGUCAAAUUAUAUCCAGCUAAAUCAUUUGGUUCGCUUUUUCUUUUGACCGGUGUUCAAAUCAUACCGCCGGUAUGUCGAAAUACCCCGGUAUACUGUCUAACCGGUAUACCGCCCAAGCCUAACAGUGCGGGUAGGUUACUCAACAUGACGCAAUUAAGAGCGAGAAUAUCUUUAUUGUCAAAUGGCAGUCGAGCAUCGAUCAGCAUGUCACCAGAAUAAGUCCCUCAAUUUAUUGGAAAGGUGCAUCAACAUCACCGGGCACUUUCGCCACCCUGUGAAGUUCAUCGGAAAUGAUUUUAAACUGCCUAGCUUACUAAACUGCAUGGUUUCCCGGAGUUGUCGUGGGACGACCACACACCAUAUCAUCUCGUGACUCCAGUAUAAUGAUUAUGAUGUCAAUAUUUGUGCAUUUUAAGGUGUUUCCUCCACCAUUUCUCUCACAAUGAAUUUUACAGACACAAAAAGAUCCCACCAUGUCGAAUGAACACUAUCUUUCGGCAUAUAUAAAAUUAUACUGAAACCAUCAUAGGUUUCAACACAGCUGUUGUGAUUUAAAAAAUAUAUAUAUUUAUAAGUUACUUUACCUUGCUGAAGGAUAAGCAUUUUUAAAAAUAUAUUUUUUAAACACAUCCAUUUAAAUGUGCCGUUUUCAAAUAUGUAGACACUGGUAUGGUGCUGGAGAUGAGGAAUUGGAGGUUAAAAAGUGGUAGAAUUGUCCGUUUUUAAGUAAAACGCUCCCAAUCAUUCCCCGCCAUGUUUUAGCACUUAAAUCCAUCCAAUCUUAAAUAAUUUUGCGGCAUCGCCAGUGUCUUCUCUUUAGCUGACAAACCAUUUUUUUUAUUAGCAACAUUUUUUACAUUUAACAUGGUCACUGCUAGGACGUUCUAACUAGGACAUGUGAGUCAUUGACGAUACUUUUAAUCUUUCUGACUAAUCUUUUAAAAUGACUUUCUGUAAAAAUGUCAGUCUAAACCACAACACUUGGCUGCCUCCCAAACCUGCAAGUUAGCCUACUGUAACGUACACAAUAAGCCUGUUACAUCUUGGGUGACAAUGAAGAACAAGGCUUCUCUUUCACAUCGGUCCUGAGCUACAGUAACUCUAGGAAUGUACCUUCUACAGGAAUGUCUACAGCAACCUGCUCUGCUGCAUACUUCUCUCUCCCAGUCACAGCCUUACCCCAAGACCUACUUUUACACUAAUAUUUGCAUGAUUUAAUCUGAUUGGUACCGUAAGCAAGGCUCUAACAGGCAACCAUUUCAAGUAUGAGCACACGUGUGAGUAAAAUGCUGCCGUGGGUAUUUCCGCAGCACAGGGAUAGGGAAGAUCUCUCUCGCUUAUGCCUCACGUCCUCUAUCCUCAUGUCCUUCUCAAUACCCAUUGGAGAAGAUCAGGGGAGGUGUAUAUAUGGAAAUAUGAAUUUAUAUUGUAUGUCAUAUUUCUACUGGAUCACCAUUUUUUUCCCCCCACAGGCAGCCAAUGAGGAGACCAAGGAACGUCUGUACGAGACCCUACUAGCCGAGUGCCGAGACACCAUCCAGGCGGUGAGAGAGGAGCUGAAAACUGAAGCGAAGCAGCGAGAGAGAUCUGAUGAAGCCAGUGGAAAGGUGACCAACCUGCAGUUCCUGCACAGCUACCUGACCUACAUCAAGCUGUGGACGGUGGUGAAGAGGAACGAGAGCAUGGCCCACAUGCUGCAGGCCAAGCUGAAGGAGCCGCAGACGGACGAGAACAAAAGGGGCCCUCGCCCCCAGGACCUCAUCCGUCUCUACGACAUCAUCCUCCAGAGUCUGGCUGAGCUGUCCACCCUGCAGGGGCUGGAGGAAGAUCACACGUUCCAGAAGGAGGUGGCCCUCAAGAUGCUGGUCUACAAGGCCUACAGGUGUUUCUUCAUAGCCCAGUCGUACGUGCUGGUGAAGAAGUGGAGCGAGGCUCUGGUCCUGUAUGAGCGGGUCCUGAAGUAUGCCAAGGAGGUCCAGUCCAAGGCUAAGACCCUCAACAACAGCCUGAAGGAUCUGCCUGAUGUGCAGGAGCUGAUCACAGAGGUCAACGCUGAGAAAUACUCGCUUCAGGCGGCAGCCAUCUUAGACACGGAGGAUGCUCCUGAAGCGCCCUCUCAGCAGAAGGUGAAAGACAACACGCCUCUGUGCGAGCGCCUGGAAACCUUCCACCUGGACCCCACCCUGGUAGGGAAGCAGCCCAACCUGGUCCAGUUCCCCCCUGACUUCCAGCCCAUCCCCUGUAAGCCCCUCUUCUUUGACCUGGCACUCAACCACGUGGCCUUCCCACCCCUCGACGACAAGGUGGAGCAGAAGGGCAAGGGCGGCCUGACCGGCUACAUCAAGGGCAUCUUCGGCUUCGGCAGCUAAAUCGAGUCCCAGGCUUUGGUGAGGCCUUCAGGUUGGAAGCAGCCAGAUAUUGAUAAACAGGCUGAGUGGGUUUCUAGAAAACUGUCAUCCAUCUGAACUGUAGAGACAAUGUCUGUCUGGAAAUGGCACCCUGUUUCCUUAUGUAGUAGACAAUUAGGUCAAAAGUAGUGCACUGCGUAGGGUAUAGAGCGCCAUUUCGAAAUCUACCAGUUUGAGACUUCAUGUUCUAGAGGUUUCCUGCCUUGUUUGUUCCCUUCAACAACCCCCAACACACUUUUACAGAGGGAAACAAACCCAAUUGACUUACCUUGAAUUAUUUUCAUUUUCAACUCUUAAAAGCGCUUUCAUGUACCCAGUCUCAAUGUCAGUAUACAGGAGGGAGGGAGAGUAAGUGUUGUAUCAAUCACUAUCAAACAGGAGGAACAGUAUAAAUGCAGUCCACAGGGUAAAUCCACGACCAAGCCGUGAUGUCUCGUAACACACUAGUUUCUGAUCGUGGUCCUACUGUCAGAAUUCUAUCACCUCUGUAUUGCCUCCAAUUUCUUAUGACUUUAAUAUCUAGAUUGUGAGACAAGUUCUCAAUUUAGAGAAUAAUGUAUGCGUCUGUCUUGUCCUGCACGCCGUUGUGGGACCAAUACAUCUCUGCAUGGUUGACAGUUAAAGUUAGACUAGACAUCAGGAUUGAAAUUCCUUAUACAACAAUGGGGUUCAGUGGCCAAUGACUUUAUAUUCGGUACAGGAAAGGACUCCAUCGUGUUUAUAUUCUCUAAUGAAUAGACUUUUUAAAACAUUUGUAACUUCUGUGUGUGACAAAAGACAGAAUGACCUUUGGGGUCAAAGGUGACUGCUUAGGAUUCCUUUUCGCCUCACCCCCGAAAGUCUGAGUCAGCAUUAAUGAACUUCUGUAAAAAAAAUUAAAAAACCUAGUAUGUCUAGAAAUACAGUAUUUUAGUACACACUACUUCAUUGUAUCAGUUAGCUCGUAUUCCAACAGAUUUUAAAUGGGAGGGAGCGGCACCCUUUUUGAGUGCCUAACUAACACCUCUUCAGCUUUUCCAGUACCAAAGCCAGUUCUGUAAUCAAGAGUCUUCAGCUGUUCAACGGACCUCACAUUUGCAUUUACUUAUGAUGACUGUGUUCUCCACUACAGGUUGUCAAUUUACCUUCUGUCCUCUCUUCAAUCUAAGUCUUUGUUUUCUCUUUAAUUCAGGGUGAUAUAGGUCUUGUACCUUCUUAUUUCAAUGCGUUUUUUGUUUCCCAAUGUGGUCAUGUAUUAAUAAACAGGAUUUGGGUCAGAUGCAUGUUGGGAUAGUUUCACGCAUCGUUACCCAAGAUGCCCGAAAAAUGAUUUCUGUAAACAUGAUUUGAAAACUAAGUGGAGUAUAGAAGAGAGAAUUAUGACAUGAUGAAUUAUUUUCCAGACUUCUAAUUAAAAAGAGACAUUUGCGGCAAACGUGA
This is a messenger RNA of Oncorhynchus kisutch (coho salmon), 5095 nucleotides long. Its product is annotated as signal recognition particle subunit SRP68. The transcript has 9 exons. Gene Ontology annotation, cellular component: signal recognition particle, endoplasmic reticulum targeting. Gene Ontology annotation, biological process: SRP-dependent cotranslational protein targeting to membrane. Bases 2534 to 3637 code for a protein of 367 amino acids. The record is from RefSeq and is a predicted model, not a curated record. NCBI's taxonomy places the organism in Eukaryota, Metazoa, Chordata, Actinopteri, Salmoniformes, Salmonidae. Gene Ontology annotation, molecular function: signal recognition particle binding; endoplasmic reticulum signal sequence receptor activity; 7S RNA binding.